AUGCCAUUGUGGGAAGACUUUGUGGUGGGGAAAUUUCUCGAUGUAGCUCCACACAUAGCCAAAGUCCACAUGGUAUUGAACAAGAUCUGGAGCUAUGGAGAUCCUAGCACGAAGGUGGAAGUCUAUGUUGUGAACGCAACUACGAUGCGAUUCAAAGUUUCAAACCCAAAGGCUAAGGAAAAGAUUCUCAAGAGAGGUAUGUGGAAUAUAGCUGGAAUUCCUAUGAUUGUCACGAAAUGGACUCCAAAGUCUGAGGAGGAGCAACAGGAAGAGAAGGCAAUUCCGAUGUGGGUUCAUCUGAAGAAAGUACCACUAUACAUGUAUUCUUGGGAGGGGUUAAGUUUCAUCACGAGCACUGUGGGGAUACCAGAUAGGCUUCAUCCUGAAACUAUUGCGUGUACUAAUCUGGAGAUAGCUAAGGUAUUUGUUCAGGUUGAUGUUACAAAGACUUUGCCGAAGGAAAUUGAUUUCUCCAAAGAGGGUAAGGAGUUUACUGUUGAGUUUCAUUACCCUUGGUUGCCUGCACGCUGUAAUCAUUGUGAUAAGUGGGGACAUACACAGAAAGUGUGUGCUGUGAUCAGUAAAGAGAAGAAGAAGAAUGUUAGUUCCGCUAAGAAAAGUGUUAGCAGAGUUCUAAUGGAGGAUAUCAAUGAGGUUGGAUGUGGUGAGAUGAUCGAGUCUGCUCAGGAAGGAAAUAGUGGGAAAACAGAGUCGACAAAGCAGAGGUUUAAAGAGUUAAAUAGCUGGACAGAAGUCUCACCAGAGAAGAGAAGUAGAUCACAGAUGGAAGAAAUGCCGCUGAGAAAAGAGGAUGUUCAGAUUUCGGCUUCAAAAUUUUCAGUGUUAAUGUUAGAAGAGGAGAGAGAGAUAGAAAAGAGUAAAGAAGCAUCUGAGAAGAAAGUAGUUGCAGAGGAAGAAAUAAUUGCUGUGGAGAAAGAAAUAUUAGAAGCGGAAGAAGGUGUAAUUUUAUUGGAUGAGAUAGAUAACUUGGAGGAAGAAUUGGAGGAAAGUGAGACGAUACAGAUGAGUGAAAAUGAGUUACUGGAGGAUGAUAUACUUGAGCAACGUAGCAAAGAGAAAGAUAAGGUUGUAAGUCAGAAGGGUCAGAAAAGAGGUCCGAAGCCCAAAGCUAAACAAGCUAAGAGCACAAGUGCUGGUGGAAGAAUAUGGUUGCUCUGGAGGGAUUCUAUUCGUAUGACUCCAGUUUAUAAAUCAGAUCAGUUGAUAACCUGCUCAGUGAGUUUGCAAGGGGAAGAGGAGUUCUAUUGUACGUUCGUUUAUGCUAAGAACCAGGCGGAGGAACGAAAGGAGUUGUGGGAUGAUCUUUGCCAUCAUCAUAACUCUCCUAGUUUCAGUAAUAGAGCUUGGAUAAUAAUGGGAGACUUUAAUGAGAUUUUAGAGAGUGAAGAAAGUUCUGGUUUUUCGAGAUUAGAAAGAUUGCCGGUGGGGAUGAGAGAUUUUCAGAAGACAGUUCUUCAUUGUCGUCUUUCUGAUAUGGGAUAUCAAGGGCCUCUGUUUACAUGGUGCAACAAGAGAGAUGAAGGCAUCAUUAGUAAGAAGUUGGAUAGGGUUUUGAUGAAUGAUAUUGCAAUCAAUCGGUUCACGAAUGCUUUUUCUGUGUUUGAGGCAAGAGAUGUUCAGAUCAUAUGA
Molecule: messenger RNA, 1650 nt
Organism: Raphanus sativus (radish)
Lineage: Eukaryota; Viridiplantae; Streptophyta; Magnoliopsida; Brassicales; Brassicaceae
Exons: 2
Coding region: 1-1650 (549 amino acids)
Molecular function (GO): catalytic activity
Source: RefSeq, a predicted model, not a curated record